Messenger RNA from Cyclocybe aegerita, 615 nucleotides. Lineage: Eukaryota; Fungi; Basidiomycota; Agaricomycetes; Agaricales; Hemipholiotaceae. The record is from the annotation of a GenBank genome assembly.
AUGCCAUCUCCCCAACUGCCCCUAGAAUUGCUUUACACCAUCAUAAGUCAUCUCGGUGCAGAGAAAGACUACGCCUCACUAUGUGCAUGUGCUUCAACAUGUAGAGCGCUCGUUUCACCCACUCAGGCUCAUAUUUUCGGCUCCUUGACCUUAAAAAAGGAGUCCCAGACCAUCCCUUGGCUGGCCAGAUUGGAGUCUACACCUCAUAUUCAGACGUACAUCAAGCAUCUGCUUUUGGCCCAGUAUCACAAGCCCUGGAUCCAGCACUCCGAGGUACUGAAGCGCACGUUGGAACUUCUGUCCCCAUAUGUCAUCUCCCUCGAUAUCCGCCAUCAGGUAGAAAACACCCGCUUCGACUUUCCUGUGUUGUCGCAGUUAAGAUGCGUCGAGGAGAUUUCGCUGACAGAGCGGGAUCCGGAAGGUCUGGGAGAUAUUGCGAAUAGGGAUCACGCUCUCCCCACUUUCUUGAACUACUUCCCAAAUCUCCGAGCAAUCACUUUCAAUGACUGCUGGGUGCGGGUCGCAAGGGCCAGAAAAGGCGACAUUGCCGCACCGAUAUUCCGGUUGGAGAGGUUGGACAUUCAUACAUGUUACGAUGCCUUGGUGUUGGAUUAG